UUAUGAAAGUGUAAACAAUCACUGCUUUAACUAUCAUCUAUAACAUUUAUUUAGACCUUAACCAAAAAAUAUAUUCACAAAUUCCACAGAAGUAUUCAAAAUAAUAACUCAUACACGUAAUACCCGGCACUUCAAUACAACAUCCAAAAUGGAAGCCGCCAGUGAAAGAAAAACCCAGAUUAUGGAAAAGAGGAAGCUCAUGGGCGACAAGAGGAUGAGCAUGGGAAUGAAGUCCUUCUAUGCCUCGGUAAUGGGAAGCAUUUUUCGUAUGAGCGAUGAGCAGCGGAACGCGUUUGCAGCCAUGUAUAGGCGCCACAAGGCUGACGCACAAUAUGUUAACAAUAACUACGUUGAUGAUCCCGUGGAGGAGUACGUGCCUAUUUAUCAAACCGUAUUCGAUGACGACCGGGAUCCCGUGCACGAGCCCACAUUCUCUAAACACCGCAUACCCCUUCAGAUACGUUGUCUGGAACGUUACCACAAUUCCAAGCGGGAGUACGCCGAUCAGUUCAAGCGGGAAAUCAAACUUCUGAUCGACAACCAGUCCACGGCGCAGGAGGCUUGGCAAUUCGUAAGAACCAUGGCCUAUACCACACUUUGGCCGCCGCUGCACACAAGAAAAGAGCUCAAGAUUUUCGAAUUGGACUUUUGCAAGCUUAACCCUCAAGAGCAGAAGCGCUAUAACAAAAUAAUGGCGACCAACUUUUCUUAGUCUUUAAGUUUUAAUAUAUAAAAUUUUAUAAUUUAAAAAAAAAAUAUAUAAAAUAAUAAAAGC
Molecule: messenger RNA, 775 nt
Organism: Drosophila melanogaster (fruit fly)
Lineage: Eukaryota; Metazoa; Arthropoda; Insecta; Diptera; Drosophilidae
Exons: 3
Coding region: 149-712 (187 amino acids)
Source: RefSeq, marked reviewed